Molecule: messenger RNA, 2601 nt
Organism: Electrophorus electricus (electric eel)
Lineage: Eukaryota; Metazoa; Chordata; Actinopteri; Gymnotiformes; Gymnotidae
Gene: eno4
Product: enolase 4
Biological process (GO): glycolytic process
Cellular component (GO): phosphopyruvate hydratase complex
Molecular function (GO): magnesium ion binding; phosphopyruvate hydratase activity
Source: RefSeq, a predicted model, not a curated record
GUGAGCCGCGGAGGCUGCGCAAGUCUGGAAGCUCUUUUUAAUCAUAAAGGAAAAUGUCAUUUAAAAAGUUCUUACAUUUCGAUGGCAAAAUAUCAAAGGAGGACCAAGAGUUUUACAUCUUAAAAAAUAAAGCAGCGGAGUAUUACAGAGCUAACGGCAUCCCUCAGAAAAUAGAAGAGGUCUUAAACGAGAUGUUUUAUGAGAAGCCAGAUGAUAUUUAUGGAUAUCUGGCGAAUUAUUUCUCCGGUUUCUCACGGCCCCCCGUGAUCCGCGCGAUAACGGGGAGAGAGGUGUGUGACGCGCGAGGUGAGCCCGCGCUUCGGGCAGACGUGUAUUGCGUCAUCAGGAAUGAGGAGAAGUUGGUCUGUAGUGCAGUGAUUACUGGUGUGGAUGACGACGUAGAGGAGUCAGAGGAUGUGGUUGCUAAUGGUAACCAUCAGCAGGUGUCUGUAGCGAUGGCACUGGAGUGGAUUAGAGAGCAUCUGAGCUCCAUGCUGCAUGGUUUUAACCCCACCCACCAAACGCACCUGGACAAACUACUCAGUGAUUUCCUCUUGGCCCGCUACCUAGAGGACCAGGAUGCUCGAAGGGGAGAGGAGAAAAACGUGGAGGAGAAGAGAGAAACCGAAAAUGACGUCACACCCCCACCCGCUCCAACCAAAGACAAGAAGGGACGAGAGAAGGGUAAGAAGGGGAACGGUGGAGAGAAGCCAGUCCCGCCUCCGGAGCCAUCCGUGCCUGUGUUGCCAGGGGCGAUAGCAGUGGCUGCUAUUUCACUGGCAGCAGCCAAAUCUGCAGCAAGUCUCACAGGAGUGCCUCUCUACAAACACAUCACAACCCUUAGGGACCCGCAGGCUCUGAGUGCAGUGCCUCUGCCCAAACCCCUGCUAACAGUACUGAGUUGUGGAAAAACAUCAGCAGGGAAACUCAACCUGUUGGAGGAGAUGAUCCUACUGCCUACUGCACCAUACACCGCCAGACAAAUCAUUGGAAUGGGUUUGGAACUCCAGCGAGAGAUAAAGAGAAUGACCAUGACUGCAGCGAGUAAAACAGGGCCUGUAGUACUGGGAGUAUCUGAAGGGGGCGCUCUGCAGCUGAGUUUUGACCGGGCGGAGCAAGCUCUUGAUCUGGUGAUGGAGGCGUGCUUGAACCUGGGGCUCUCGAUCGGCUCAGACCUCCGGCUGGCCAUAAACUGUGCCGCUCACACCCUAAUGGACUAUCCCAGGGGGAAGUAUGAGGUGAUGGCAGGAUGUCUGAAGUCUCCAGAUGAGCUGGUGGACAUGUUAGUGGGGCUGGUCCGUAAAUACCCAGCUAUUGCCGCCCUCAUUGACCCUUUCAGGAAAGAAGAUGUGGAACAGUGGAUGAAGCUGAGCUCUCUGAUUGGCCAGUCAUGCUGUCUGAUUGCAGACAUGGCAUACUGUUACCUACCACGCUGGAGGGAUGCCAAGCCCCUCCCACCAGGAGUCACAUGGCUCACUCUUAGGCACCGCAGUGAGAUGACCCUGACUGACCUCCUCCAUGCAGUUACAGAGCAGAGAGAGGGAGAGACCAUUCUAGCCGCAAGCGGUGACGAGAUCGGUGACGACUCUCUAGUAGAUGUGGCUGUAGGUCUGGGUGUGUCAUUCCUUAAGUUGGGGGGGAUGAGUGGAGGGUGGAGGAUGAACAAGUACAACCGUCUGUUGUGCAUCCAGAUGGAGAUGGAGGAGCAAGAUAUUCUGGCAGAAAUGCGGGAAGUAAAACUGACUGGCAGCAAGUGACCUGGAGGAGCCAGUCCAUGCCCACCAGCUACAGGCUCCACCCAACACUUAACAUAUAUCACAAUGCUUUCUGGCCACCAGCUUCAUGCCACACCCCUUCAUUAGCAUACAUUGCAAUGAUCCCUGACCACCAAUUACAGGCCCCUCCCCUCCAUUAACAUAACAUCACAAUGACUCACUGGCCCUGUUACAACACACCUGACAAUUAACAUACAUCACAAUGGUCCCUGGUCUUCAGGUACAGACCACCCCUUCAUUAACAUGCAUCACAAUAUCCCCAGCAAUCAUCAGUAGGCCCCACCCCACUAUUAACAUUCAUCACAAUGACCCGCCCACCCAGCAACCCAACAGCUAUAGGUCACACCCACCAUUCACAUACAUCACAACGGCCCCCUAAGCUACAAGCACCGACCUCCAUUAACAAACUGAGUUCUAUGUAACAUCAUAAUCUACUCAGUUUGAGGUCCUCAUUCACUGUAAUAUAUUGCUUUCCCUACAUCAGCCCAGUGACAUUUUUUGGUGGUGUUUAUACAUUAGAUAAUUUACUGGACCAAUGUGAAACACUUAUUUAUGGGAAACACUUAACUAUUAUUUAUUACUAGUAAUUUAUUAUUAUUAGUUUAUUACAGUUAUUCAUUACUUUAAAUUUUCAAAAAGAUCAAUUUUUUACAUUCUUUGACUUCAUACUAAGGAAACAGUUGGGAACACUUUAAAUAAGGCCGCUCUUUAUGAGGCCAUACGACUUGGAUUUGAGUCCCUGACACGUCAACUCGCAUUCACAGAUCUUGCUCCCCGUAGUACUCCUGUUGGUCCCAGUAAGGGUAAUAGGUCUCCGCGGAGUCCU